AUGCCGGCCACUGUUGCAUAUGGCACGGGUACAGCGCAUGUAAGCAACGACGGAUCGCUGGAUUGCAGGGCGCGAGUUGAUUCCUUUGCAGCUGCACCUAGUGCUGAUCGACCAGCAGCGAAACUCGGGAACCAGUUCACCAUGGAAAGCAAGCAGUCGGCAUUCCACGGUGUUAUUCCGGAUCCAUACAAAAAUUUACUCCUCGAUCCGUACGACUCUCAGUGGUACGCGUUCAAACGACUCCUGGAAGGACCCCUACUGUCACAGCAAAUGAUCCUUCAAAGUCAGCAGCUACAGCUGCUUUUGCAGUGCCCAGAACAAUGGUGCAACGUUUUGGCGCAACCACUGAGUGUAUUCCCCCAGCUUACAUCCAUCCCAACUCUCACUACAACCACUCAGCAGCUGGCACCUCAGAUAGCAGUGAACCAUCUGUCGAACGGCUUUUUGCAGGCUUCUGUCAAGCACGAACCAGUGAUGUACGCUUAG
Molecule: messenger RNA, 486 nt
Organism: Gongylonema pulchrum
Lineage: Eukaryota; Metazoa; Nematoda; Chromadorea; Rhabditida; Gongylonematidae
Source: the annotation of a GenBank genome assembly